AUGCAGUUCACUGACGCAGAAGCCGACCGGCUGAAGAACUGGGUUGUCAAGAAGUUGGAGGACAUCUCCGAUGCAGACUCCGAUGUUCUCGCAGACUAUGUGCUGGCACUUAUCAGGUCCGACGCGCCAGAUGAUGAGAUCCGAAAAGUUUCGAUAGAUAACCUCGAAGACUUUCUCCGCGAACAUACCGCCCCAUUCGUGGAUGAGCUCUUUGCCAACUUUGGCCCGAACUCAGCUCCCGCGCCAGCACCAGCCCAGCAAGCUCCUCAAGCUCAAGCUAUCCCGCAACCCGUUCCCACGGCCUUGUCCCAGCAGCCAUUCGGUGCACCCACCGGCGCUCCCACUGGUCCGAGAGGCGAUUUCAACAGUCGCAAGCGGUCAUUCAACGAGGGAUUCCAAGGCGAGCCAGAGCGCGAUGGUGGGAAUAUGCAGAAUCGUGCUAUGAAAACUCCGCGUCGCGGCCGUGGCGGUGCUCGUGGUGACUGGAUGGGCAUGGGCAGAGGUGGUCAUAUGCAAGGCCCCGGGCAGCAGUUCCAACAAGGUCAGCCUGGCGGAUUCCCUAUGAUGCCUGGGUUCCCACCAUUCGACCCGAAUGACCCCAUGGCAGCCAUGAUGGCUAUGCAGGGUAUGGGUUUCCCCCAGAUGCCCGGCAUGCCGCCUAUGCCAGGAAUACCUGUAGGUCCAGGCCAGCCCGGCGCCGAAGAGAUGGCCAACCAGCCCUGCCCAUUGUAUGAGAAUCAGGGUAUCUGCUAUCUGGGUGCUGCUUGCCCUUACAAGCAUGGGGGACCCGAGUCCUCCAAUAACAACGAAUAUGAUCCGAGAUCUUCGACCAUGAUGCCCGACUCACAAAGAGAUGGCUCUAUGCGUGGCAAUGAUCGGGGACGUGGCCGUGGCCGUGGUGCCUUCGGCGGACGAGGACGCGGCCGGUCCGAUUUCUCGUCUGCAGGACCAAACGAGGACCGAUCUAUCACCACAAUUGUCGUGGAACAAAUUCCGGACGACAAGUUCUCCGAGGAGGCAGUGCGCGAGUUCUUCUCUCAAUUUGGCAACAUCGCAGAGGUUACAUUGCAAUCAUACAAAAAGAUUGCCUUGGUCAAGUUUGAAAGCUUUGCCGAGGCCAAGCAGGCCUGGUCCAGUCCGAAGGUGAUCUUUGACAACCGGUUUGUAAAGGUCUACUGGCAUAAACCCAAGCGCGACGAGAGGAACGACGAGAACAGGCCCGAGGAGCCCGCAUUCAACCAAGAGGAGUUUGAGAAGCAACAGCAGGAAGCCCAAAAAUCACACGAGGAGCGAAUGAAGAAGCGCCAAGAAGCCGAAGAAGCUAAGCAAGCUCUCGAGCGCCAGCGUGACGAACUCAUGAAAAAGCAGCAGGAAGAAAAAGCACGCCUUCUCCAGCGAUUGGGCGUUGCGCCGAGUAACGGCACUGAAGGUGCAGAGGAAGAUUCCAGCAUGCAGGUCGAGGACGAGAAUGUGAGCGAUGAGACUAAGAAGCUCCGCGCACAAUUAGCCGCUCUCGAGGCUGAAGCGAAGACUCUCGGUCUUGACGCCAAUGCCGACGCUUCAUUCGGCCGUGGCGGUUAUCGUGGCCGUGGGGGCUUCCGUGCCCGAGGUGGGUACCGUGGACGUGGAACCUACGAUCCUUCAUUCCGAGGCGGAUAUCGUGGCCGAGGUGGAUUUGCUCCCCGCGGCCGUGGAGGUGUAUUACGCUUAGACAACCGACCUCGGCGAGUUGCUGUAUCGGGCGUGUCACUGCAUUCGGAGAAGGAUGAAGCCCUGCGUCAGCACCUGAUGGGUGUUGGUGAUUACGAGUCUAUCGAGUCAAACCCCGGCCAAUCCGAUUCUGUUGUCGUGGCAUUCAAAGAGCGAUACCAAGCCGAGAAAUUCAUGUUCAGUCCCUGGUCUCUCACCUCCUCGGGCGAGGCCCAACUUUCAUGGCUUCCGAACUUGCCCGUCGCCACACCUAUCCCAUCAACAGAGUCAAAGAAUGGUGGCGGCGAUGACGAGCAAGACGUGAUGAUGGAUUCGACUCCGACAGUGAGCGCACCGCCACCACCUCGCAAAGAGAAUAAUGAGAUGGAUUAUGACGUGGCGGAGGACGAAAGCUGGUAA
Penicillium manginii is the source of this 2109-nucleotide messenger RNA. RefSeq names its product CCCH zinc finger and RRM domain protein. Gene Ontology annotation, biological process: mRNA processing. Gene Ontology annotation, cellular component: nucleus. The transcript is spliced from 5 exons. Gene Ontology annotation, molecular function: RNA binding; metal ion binding. The record is from RefSeq and is a predicted model, not a curated record. The coding region runs from base 1 to 2109 and encodes 702 amino acids. Lineage: Eukaryota; Fungi; Ascomycota; Eurotiomycetes; Eurotiales; Aspergillaceae.